AGCUGGUUCUAACGCCAUUGUGAACGGUAUUUCAGACACUAACGUUACUCAGUUGUCUUCAAAAUGAGGAAUACCCAGGAACACGGAGCGAACAUGGCAAGUCGACUAGUGCGACCAGCCCUUCAGCAAUCGAGGCUUCAAGUGCGUUCUUACAAUGGCUCCACUUCCUCCAAGCCAGCUAAAGAUGGCUGCCACAUUGUUGACAUGCGUAGUGACACCGUUACAAAACCAACAGCAGCCAUGCGACAAGCCAUGGCCUCUGCCGAAGUUGGUGAUGAUGUCAUGGGCGAAGACCCUACAGUAAAUGAACUUCAAAGACGAUGUUCAGCCUUGUUUGGAACGGAAGAUUCUCUCCUUGUACCAUCGGGUACUAUGGGCAAUCUAAUUUCAGUGAUCAGCCAUUGUCAGGGGAGAUUCCAGGAAGCCAUAUUGGGUGAUGUGUCACACAUGUUUCUGUAUGAAGUGGGCAGUAUAGGACAGUUUGCAGGGGUACAGUGUUCCCUGGCACCCAACCAGCCGGAUGGUACGAUCCUUGUAGAGGAUAUCCGCAAGCGUGUCCGGCCCACGGACGAUGAUCAUCAGCCAUGGACCAAGCUUAUUUGUCUGGAAAAUACCCACAACAAGUGUGGGGGCAAAGUAUUGCCACUGAAUUAUAUGGCAGAGGUGAAGAAGCUAGCGAUGGAGUUUAACGUGAAGGUACACCUUGACGGAGCCAGGCUGUUCAAUGCAGCCUCAGCGCUGGAGGUUCCCGUCUCUAACAUUGUACAACAUGUGGACUCAGUCAGUGUUUGUUUCUCAAAGGGUCUUGCAUGUCCAGUUGGAUCAAUCCUUGCAGGAACCAAAGACUUUAUAUACAUACCGCCAGGGGCAAAGAGGCUAGCUGCAGGUAUCAUGGCGUCCCCAUCAAACAAAGUGGUUGUUGUUGACGUUCCUGGGGUACAGACCAACUUGUUUAUGAUGGAGAUUACCAAGUCAGGACUAACUCCAGACGAACUGUGUCAGAGGAUGAGUGAGGUUACUGAUGCUGAGAGGGACAAACUGGGAUACAGCGUAUCAGCUCUAAUGCUGCCAUUUUCAGAAAUGGGUAUCCGUCUGGUCACCCACAAUGACAUCACUGACGAGGAUGUGGACCGCACCAUCAGCAAGUUUCAAUACGUCCUUGCAGAACUGUCGCAGUGAUAAUGAAACAUGAUAGUUCAGAAACAGCAGUGCCGUAUUUUAUUUGAGGUAUACAGUCAGAGAUUCACCAUGUAAUACCUUCUUCAUUCUUGUACAUUUGUUUUGUUGACAGUAUUCCACCUUAUCACUCAGGG
Messenger RNA from Haliotis rubra (blacklip abalone), 1313 nucleotides. RefSeq names its product probable low-specificity L-threonine aldolase 2. Gene Ontology annotation, cellular component: cytosol. Bases 64 to 1179 code for a protein of 371 amino acids. NCBI's taxonomy places the organism in Eukaryota, Metazoa, Mollusca, Gastropoda, Lepetellida, Haliotidae. Gene Ontology annotation, molecular function: L-allo-threonine aldolase activity. The record is from RefSeq and is a predicted model, not a curated record. The transcript is spliced from 10 exons. Gene Ontology annotation, biological process: glycine biosynthetic process; L-threonine catabolic process.